Molecule: messenger RNA, 1378 nt
Organism: Cutaneotrichosporon oleaginosum
Lineage: Eukaryota; Fungi; Basidiomycota; Tremellomycetes; Trichosporonales; Trichosporonaceae
Source: RefSeq, a predicted model, not a curated record
CUCACGCGCUCCUCAUCGCCUUCGUCCAUCUCGUCGUCGUCGUCGUCGUCGUCGUCGUCGUCCUCUUCAUCGCUCUUCAUCUCAUUCUCAUUCUCAUUCUCAUUCUCAUUCUCUCUCUCUCUCUCUUUCCCUCUUCUCUGCUCCACACUUCACUCUUCACCCUCAAUACCCCCGGGGCCGCCACCACCGCCUUGUACACAGCAGUCCAACUCGUCCACUUUCUCUCUCCCUUCUUCAUCCCCCCACUCCCUCACCACCCCCUUCCUCUUCCGUCCCCCCCCCUCCCUCCCAAGUCCCACCACCAUGCCACGCAUCACCACCACCUCCCUCCUAGCCCUCCUCCUCAUCGCACUCGCCCUCUUCGGCACCGUCUCGGCUGCCCCCGCCCCACAGGACCCUGGCACAAACGACACCGGAGGUCCAGGCGCAGGAGACGACACAUCCCAGCCUGCCACCGACGGCAGCGGCGACACUGGCACCGGCAUAGAGACUCCUAUCCCCGAUGACGGUGGUGUGGCUGUGCCCAGCACUUCGGGCGCAUCCGGCGCUGCGCCUACCCCCACCCCUGCCGCGGGUGGUGGCAAUGGCCAAGUCCAGCAGUCUGCGCCCGGCGACCCCAACGGCCCCGAGCUCAACAUCUCCGAGCCAUUCGGCCAGACCACUGUCCAACCUGGCGGCGACCUCAAGGCUAUCUGGACCCCAGACACGAACGGCGUUUGGAACCCCAUGACUAUCCAGCUUAUGACCGGCUCCAACCUCCAGAUGAUCCCUCUUUCCACCGUCGGCCAGAACAUUGACGCCACCACCUUGGGCGAGUACACCUUCAAGGUGCCCGACGUUGAGCCCUACUCGCAGAUCUACUUCCUCCAGUUCACGUCCACUGGCGGUGCGCCCUCGUGGUCUACGCGCUUCACCAUCGCGGGCGCCGAUGGUUCGACCAUCCCGCCCCCUCAGACUGAGAACGUUAACGGCCAGAACGUUGGCUGGGGCAACGGCAAGCUCAAGGGUGGACCCGCUGUUGUCGGCGCCAACCCGACCAGCGCUUCGGGCGUCCGUCCCUCCGGUGUCAACGGCACCGGCAUCACGCUCUACAACGAAGGUCUUGAGACGGGCAUUCCCACCGACGUCUCGACGCACGGCGUUGCGGCGGCCACCAUUGGCGCUCUCCCCGGCACGGGCUCGGGUGCGCUCUCGCUGCGCCCUGUCGCUGCAGUUGUGGCUAUUGUGGCGGGUGCCGCGCUGCUGGCCUAAGGACAUUUUUUACAUACACGCAUACCAUUUUCCCUCUACAUCACGGGUGCUUGUUGCAGCAGCCCUCAUUCUCUGUCAUGGUCCGAGGACACUUGUUGUCGGCUGCGCUAUGCACGGGGUCGCUGAG